Messenger RNA from Aspergillus pseudonomiae, 2004 nucleotides. Its product is annotated as THO complex subunit THO1/HPR1. Gene Ontology annotation, cellular component: THO complex part of transcription export complex. The coding region runs from base 1 to 2004 and encodes 667 amino acids. NCBI's taxonomy places the organism in Eukaryota, Fungi, Ascomycota, Eurotiomycetes, Eurotiales, Aspergillaceae. The transcript is spliced from 7 exons. Gene Ontology annotation, biological process: mRNA export from nucleus; regulation of DNA-templated transcription elongation. The record is from RefSeq and is a predicted model, not a curated record.
AUGGCCGACGAGGAUGUUGAAUCGAUACAUAUCUAUAGGAGAUUAGUUGAUAGACUCCUCGCUCGAGCCGAACUAGUCAAACCGGACAAGCAAAUCGAACCUCCGUUGACUGAAGCACACCUUGGAGAAGCGAUCUGGAAAGUGGAAGGCGAUGAUGAGAAGGUUGCAAAUCGGCUUAGCCAACAGACACAGUUUGCCGCAGUGGAAAUCACAUUCAGGGAGAGGUUUUAUAGUUUGCUUGCCACUACAUCCAUUGAAGAGCCGGCAUUCAUACAAAUAUGGAAUCUGCUCGACAUAAUCUCAAUCUUCUCGGAUAAUGAACAGUGUGAGCCUGGUCUUAUAUUUUGGCUGAUGGAGGAAUUACUUGAUAGCCAAACUAUUGAUGGCUGUCGCAAAGUUUUUGACUAUCUUGAGUCUCGAAGAGAACGGAAUACUAAAAAACACUUUAAGCAGAAAAGUUUAAUCAUUCUGAGAUCCUGCAACGAACUCCUGCGGAGGCUUUCGCGAGCCGAAGAUACUGUCUUUUGCGGACGUGUCUUUAUCUUCCUCUUCCAGAGUUUUCCGCUAGGGGACAAGAGCGCCGUCAACCUUCGGGGCGAAUAUCAUACCGAGAAUGUCACCACCUACGAUGAAAUUCUUAAACCCGACACCAGAGUGCCAGAUGAGGCGGAUGUAGUAAUGUCUGACGAGCAUGAACCACCAACGACUAUUGUUGAAAACCAACAGGAAGACAACAAUACUGAUUCACCGUCUCUCUCGGAUCCUCAGGCCUCUAUUCAAGAUCAAUCGACGGCCCCGAAAGUCAUUAUUUCGCAAGACGAAGGUGUUGAUGAGAAAGCGAACGACUUAAACACACUAUAUCCUAUGUUCUGGGGCCUCCAGGCAUAUUUCUCUGCUCCAACCAGGAUAUUCGAUCCCCAACAUUUCACCACAUUCAGGACGGGACUUGAAGCUACUCUUUCUGCCUUCAAAUCGGUUAACACAGACCUUGAAAGUUCCGGCACGAGCAAGACGUCCGAAGAGCUUCGAAAAUCCAACAAACGGAAGAGAACUGCAGACGGCCAAGAAAUUGCAAGCAGUUUCAACCCGAAGUACUUGACAAGCAGGGAUUUAUUUGACCUUGAAGUCAAUGACACAGCGUUUCGGAGGCAUGUUCUGGUCCAGGCGCUUAUUCUCCUGGAUUUCAUGCUCUCACUUACUCCUAAGGCGAAGGCAAAGCUAGCCGAGUUGACUAACAAAUCUGUGCUCUACGGGUUUGUAUUGAAUGAGGACGAUGCUAAAUGGGCAGUCAAGAUGAGAAAGGCAAUAGAAGAGUAUCUUCAGGACGGUGUCGGUGGAAAAUUCUACUACCGAAUGGUGGACACCGUUUUGUCGAGAGACAAGAAUUGGGUUCGCUGGAAAGCUGAAGGCUGUCCAUUAAUCGAGAGACCCCCUGUUUCCGUAGCGGACUACCUUGGUGCUCGUGAGCAUGCAACUAAAGUCUACGCCAACAAGCGCCUUCGGUCUUCACCCAUGGGCUCGCUAAAUCUGAACUUCCUCUCCGAGGGCGAAUCACGAGCCGGUCUUGAGAGGCUUAAGGAAGCUCAAAGAUUCACGGUGCCUUCCUCUGAUUCGUUUAUGAUGGGUAUAAUGGACGAUGAAUUAGAUAGGGAUACUGCACAGACAAAGGAGGAUAAAGAGAAUGCGACACGCGCCAAAGCGAGCAAGACAUGGCGUAUAUUAAGGCUUUCCGCAAAAAGCAAGCUCGCUGCGUUCGACAAGAUUGACGAUGGCAAAAACUUGAAGCUGCUUUUUGAGGCUCCGCAGCCUUCCGAAGGAACUCCCCAGGUUCUUGAAGGCACCCCUCAGGCUCAUGAUACAAUGAUGAAAGCCUCAACCGAGGGCGAGUCUGGUGGUUCGGGGCAUGAUCAUGGGCCUACCAGUUCCGAACAAGGGAAUGCCACCGUUGCCACCGAGAAAAGUUCAGCUGAUUCGAAGGAUGCAGCAGCACCAGCAGACACAUGA